CUCUCGGGGAGCGGAACGGAGCGGAGCGGAGCGGGCGCGGCCAUGCUGCGCCCCAAGGCCCUCACGCAGGUGCUGAGCCAGGCCAACACCGGCGGCGUCCAGAGCACGCUGCUCCUGAACAAUGAGGGGUCCCUGCUCGCCUACUCAGGCUAUGGGGACACCGAUGCCAGGGUCACCGCGGCCAUCGCCAGCAACAUCUGGGUGGCCUAUGACAAGAACGGGCACCAGGCGUUCAAUGAGGACAACCUCAAAUUCAUCCUCAUGGACUGCAUGGAGGGGCGAGUGGCCAUCACGCGGGUGGCGAACCUGCUGCUCUGCAUGUAUGCGAAGGAGACGGUUGGAUUUGGGAUGCUGAAGGCCAAGGCUCAGGCGCUGGUCCAGUACCUGGAGGAGCCGCUCACGCAAGUGGCCGCAUCCUGAGCGCUGGAGCAGCGCUUGGAGGUGCCACCCCGUGAAGUUUGGUGCUGAUCAGCGACCCCAGAGCUCGGGGUGCCU
Molecule: messenger RNA, 495 nt
Organism: Pezoporus occidentalis (night parrot)
Lineage: Eukaryota; Metazoa; Chordata; Aves; Psittaciformes; Psittacidae
Gene: LAMTOR2
Product: late endosomal/lysosomal adaptor, MAPK and MTOR activator 2
Exons: 4
Coding region: 43-420 (125 amino acids)
Biological process (GO): cellular response to amino acid stimulus; positive regulation of TOR signaling
Cellular component (GO): Ragulator complex
Molecular function (GO): molecular adaptor activity; guanyl-nucleotide exchange factor activity
Source: RefSeq, a predicted model, not a curated record